AUGAAUUCUUUAACCUUGAGGUUUAAUGAUUAAGAAUUUGAGAGGCACUAUAAAAUAUCUAGAUAAAUUUUGCUAAAUUAAUCCUUCUUCCAGCAGAAGAUACUCCUUAUGAUAUUACUUAUUUUAUAGGUUGCCGAUAACGCUCUAAGUGAAUCCUGGGUUGAAUUGAUUUAUAAUACAAUCGGACUGAUGAUCAUUUUGCUCAGCCACUAUUUCAGAUUUUACUUGCAGGAAUUUCAAGAACUCUGCAUUUUGAUCACCAUUUUGAUAUAUAACAUCUAAUAGCCGAUAGAUUUACUCCUAAGAGGUAGAUUGAUCAACAAUUAUUUUUCAAAUGGCUACUUCAUUUCUUUAGCCACUCUUGGAGUUAUUUCUCCAAUGGACUUUCUUAAGAAGUUAUCGAUAGCGAUUAUAAUUUUGAUUGUUCAUUUAAUCUCGAGUAUUUAAAAUGAUUUAUCUUGGAGAUAAUUGAUAAUUUAUAUCAUAUCAGAUGUGAUAAUAGUGUAUUACUUUUAUAUUUCAGAAAAAGAGUCACGAAUAACCUAUAUAGGAAUUAAAAAUAAGAAUAUUAUAGAAGAACAUUUUUAUAAAGAAAUGGACCUAUAAUCAUUUAUAGUUCACUACAAUAACUAACAAAACUCAUUCAAUCUGAUUGAAUAGAACUAAAAUAAGGAGAUAAAUGAGGAAACCCAAUUCAAUUUUAUUUAGUUGAUACGAAAAAUACGGGUGAUGGUAGGCUAUUAGGGGACCAAACUUUCUGAAUUUUAUUCUUAAGAGCAACUCAAUAUUUGUAGGAAAUUGAAUCUAGAGUAGUUCUUAUUCUACCUCUUUACAAAUGAAGAAAAAUUAUAAUAUUUGAUUUACAACAAAUCCAAAACCUAAUUUUAUUAACUUAUUGGAUUGAUUGAUUCGGAUGUCAAUCACAUUAAAAUAAUCAAAACCUUUGACACUGAACCUUGUGUCAUUAUUCUUAUCAAACAAAACAAAAAGGAAGCUCAAAAAUAAUAAAUCAAACUUAAGCUCAAAAUUGCAAAUAAACUUAUUGAUCAAGCUUCUCAAACUGUACAACAAUAAUUGAGAUUGUCACUCAUAUAUUUGAAACAACUACUAAAUAAUCAAAUAACUCAUUAAAUUUCAUUACACAAAUUUGAUAUUAAUUUGUUGAUGAAAUUAAUAAAUAGUAAAGCAAUAAAAGUAUAUAACGAUUUAAAUAAUAUAUCAGACUUUCAUGAUAUAAAUGGAAAAUUUAAUAAAAUAGAAUCCACAUAAUUCAAUAUCGAAAAAAUAAUCUAAGAAUGUAUAAUGAUUAUCAAAUACUACAAUUCCAAACAACAAUUACCUUUGAAUUUUCUUUCCAAACUUAAGCAAAAAUGGAUCUUCUCGGAUCAGAAAAAACUUAAAUAAUUAAUCUUAAAUGUACUCUUUUUUCUUUCCAAGACUUGUACAAACAUAAAAAUCAAUUUGAUUGAAGAUAACUGCAAUCAAGAAAUUAAUGUCAAUGAAACUAUCUUAUUAAUUGACAUUCAAUUCUAAGGUCUUGCUCUUACUUAAGAAAAACUUAAUAACUUUCCCAUAAUUAACCCACAAAACAUAGAGGAACUAAAGCAUAAUAAUAACAAACAACUAGAACUGGAGAUACCAAUUGCCCUAAUGAUAGUUCGAUAACUUGGGCCAUUCAAUUAGAUUAAGUUUAAAUAAGGAACCAAGAAUCAAACCAAUUUCAUACAAUUUUAUUUAUUUUAGGAACUUUAAGAGUUUAAUCUUAUACCUAUCAUUUCACUCCAUCCUAAAGAAUAUUUGAUCACUCAUUAAAAAUUUGUGAAAAAGCAAUCUUAAACCUAUAAAAUAUUAGAUCUACCCAAUAAGACUAUUGAAAUACAAAUGAACACUUUUAGAAACUUAAAUGAUAAAAUGAUUACUAGAUUCUGA
Paramecium tetraurelia is the source of this 1929-nucleotide messenger RNA. RefSeq lists its product as uncharacterized. The record is from RefSeq and is a predicted model, not a curated record. The transcript is spliced from 2 exons. Lineage: Eukaryota; Ciliophora; Oligohymenophorea; Peniculida; Parameciidae.